Molecule: messenger RNA, 881 nt
Organism: Mycotypha africana
Lineage: Eukaryota; Fungi; Mucoromycota; Mucoromycetes; Mucorales; Mycotyphaceae
Product: ER lumen protein retaining receptor-domain-containing protein
Exons: 4
Coding region: 225-683 (152 amino acids)
Biological process (GO): protein retention in ER lumen; endoplasmic reticulum to Golgi vesicle-mediated transport
Cellular component (GO): membrane; endoplasmic reticulum; cis-Golgi network
Molecular function (GO): ER lumen protein retrieval receptor activity
Source: RefSeq, a predicted model, not a curated record
AGCUCCCUUUCCUUUCCAUAUUUAAAACCUCUGUUUUACACCCCCUAUUUCGCUUCUUUUCUUUCCUUUCCCAAUUUCUGCAUCCUUCAAUUAUUAUUACACGUACAUCAUGAACAUAUUUCGCCUUGUGGCAGACUUAAUGCAUUUAGCAUCUAUUUUCAUUCUACUAUUGAAAAUUAGAAAAACACAUUCAUGCUCAGGUCGUCUCCAUCUACAACACAGUCAUGAAAAUCUUCUUUAUCGGUUCAUCGAUCUAUAUCCUAUACUUGAUGUGGUUUAGAUAUAAAGCUACGUACGAUGCUAGUUUAGAUACUUUCAGAGUCGAAUACCUUAUUGGUGUUUCUCUUAUUCUUGGAUUAGCUUCGACCGCUGACUAUACCGUAAUUGAGGUUUUAUGGAGUUUUUCGAUCUGGUUAGAAUCAGUUGCUAUCUUACCACAACUAUUCAUGCUUCAAAAAGCGGGCGAAGCAGAAACGAUCACCACUCAUUAUUUGUUCGCUUUGGGUGCUUACCGAGCAUUAUAUUUGUUGAAUUGGAUAUACCGAUAUAUUACUGAAGGAUAUGUUGAUUGGGUCGCUUGGGUUGCAGGUUUAAUUCAAACAGCAUUAUACAGUGACUUCUUCUACAUCUAUUACAAUAAAGUUCUGAAGGGCGAGAAGUUUGAAUUACCAAGAAUGGUCUAAGAAACUUUUGAAUACUGUAUAAUUUCCGUUCAAAAAGUACAUCAAAAGACAAAGACACAUAUUGAUAAUACACCUUCGUCUUUGAAAAAACUAAUUAUAAUAACCAUAUCACGUAAAUGUAAGCUGACAAGGCCAAUAAAAAGAUACAGAUGUUUUUUUGAAAAAAAAAAGGGUAUGAAGUCAUUGCUCGUAUAAGCA